UCGCUCCCUUCUCUCCCUCUCUGCUCAGUGGCUCUUUCUCGGAAAGACUGAAGUGGAACUGAAACUGGAGUUGGGCUGAGAGUGUAUUCAGAGCUGCUGGUUGUCCACUGUAAGCGUCAUGACUGCGCUGCCUUGGAAACCCUCAAUGGAGUUGCAGCAGAAGCGAGCCUGGGGGAGGUGAGGGAGAAGUGAUAGCCUUAGGACAGAUAAGCUCCAGGGAGGGAGAGGAGAGCGAGAGGGGGAGGAAGGAGGUGGGCAGCUCUCUGAGUAAAGAGUCUCUCUCUUUCAGUUGUGGUCAGAGUUGCGAGCUGCUUGUCUCUUCCUUGCACUGUCUUCUCUAUUUGAGACUGCGUGAAGGAGAUAUGCUGCUUUUUGUUUGAAGGAGUUUGAUGUUUCUUCGUACCACCGUUUAGACGUUCAUGGACUCAGACUGAGCUGCAACAUGAGGACCAGAUGCAGCUCACAAUGAAAACAUUUGUGGCAUGAAACCAGAUCUGCCACUCAUUUCCUCCUCCUUCAUUUCCUUCCACCACUCUUCACCUACUAGCUCUAACUUCAGCAACACCGCAUUGAUGAGGUAACGUCGAGCUCCCGCUCCGCAGCACCUACCUGCACAUAUACCACAUUGCCUUCCUCCCCCUCUCCUCCCACCAACCCUUUCAUCACAGCCAUGGGUCAGAAGAUUUCAGGCAGCAUUAAAUCGGUGGAUGGUCGCGGGGAAAGUGGCGGCUCCCCGUCGUACCGACCCACGGCUCAUCGCCGCCAACACCUGGAGCUAAGGGGUCCAGAUUUCUCCAAGCCACCCAGGCUGGAUCUCCUGUUGGACAUGCCAUGCGCUGGACUGGAGACGCAGCUCCAUCAUGCGUGGAAUCCAGACGACCGCUCCCUCAACAUCUUCAUCAAAGAGGACGACAAGUUGACAUUUCACCGACACCCAGUUGCUCAAAGCACGGACUGCAUCAGAGGACGGGUUGGAUACACACGGGGUCUCCAUGUGUGGAAGAUCCACUGGCCUUCACGGCAGCGAGGCACCCACGCUGUGGUGGGUGUGGCAACCUUAGAAGCUCCUCUACAUUCUGUUGGGUACACCGCUUUAGUGGGUUCGGACUGUGAGUCCUGGGGCUGGGAUCUGGGACGAAACAGACUCUACCACGACAGUAAGAACCGGUCCCACAGUUCGCUGCCUUCGUACCCUGGUUUCCUAGAGCCAGACGAGUCAUUCACACUCCCGGACUCUCUCCUAGUGAUUCUGGACAUGGAUGAAGGGACGCUUAGCUUCAUGGUGGAUGGACAGUAUCUAGGAGUUGCAUUUCGAGGCCUGAAAGGAAGGAAGCUGUAUCCCAUCGUGAGUGCCGUAUGGGGACAUUGUGAAAUAACCAUGAAGUAUGUCAACGGCUUGGAUCCCGAGCCCCUGCCGCUCAUGGACCUGUGUCGACGUGCGGCCCGCCUGGCUUUGGGUCGGGAGCGGCUCAAGGAAAUUGAGAGCCUCCCUCUGCCCCAGUCCCUCAAAAAUUACCUCCAGUACCAGUGACUGACACCGGCAGAUCCAACUGGGACAACAAGGACACAGAGCAGGCCACCAGAGAUUCUGCAGAUGGACGAUGAAAGGGUGAACUUGAGGUCGCACAGAGGGGAUGACUGAUUGAGGAACGUCCACACUGGAGCACCGCAGCUCUCAUGAAUCCGUACAAGGACGGAUAAGGACGAAGGCAGAUGAACUGGGGGAGGAGGAGAGGGAAUUCAGGCUUUCCAACAAUCGGACCACACCAGCUUCUUCUUUCUUUUUUUUCAAUUUUAGGCUGCUUUUUUUGGGGUUUUAGACUUGAAAUAAAUUAUUGAUGACAGCGUCACAUCAGUGUCUCUUUCAUCCAGACAGGAAGCCCAUCCUCUGAUGGCACAGCGCUGUUAGGUGACAAAAGCAAACAUCGCCAUCUAGUGGUGAGAAUAGUAAUGAAAAGAAGAAAAAAAAAAAAACAGGAGAAAGUAAGCACACUAAUCCCAUCCAUGGAGGCCUUUCUGACAUUCACUCACUGACCAUAUCAUUGCAGCUGAUGUCUGUUCAUAAUCCACACUGGCACAGGCGGCCGGCGGCAGAAUCAGAAAUGUCCAAAAGGAUUUUUAGCACUGAUGUCGUAUUUAUGUGACUGACCCCAGGCCUGCCCAUCAGCUCACACUGCAGACAGAUUACAUCAGCACACAUCUAGGAGGUGUGUGUACUGAUCCUUAUUAUACAUCCUUAUUUGAAGAGAAUGAAGCCCUUUUCAAACAUUUAAUGCUGUUUGUCGCACUCUUCUCAAUCCUUCUUUUUGACACUAAAGUAAAACAUUCUUGAUCGACUCCUCAGCAUGAGACAUUAAAUUAUAAAACCAGAACUUUCUCACAAUUGGCAACUUUUCAAUUAGUCUUUAGUUGAAUUUUUGAUUGAUAUAUUAGAUAUUUUUACAUUAAACAGAUAUGAUGUUUAAUUUGCAGGAUUGUGAAAAGUUUGACUCAGAAAGAACCUGACCUAUGUUCGUCUAUUAUGAGUUAAAACUAAAAUGAAACGUGUUCAUAGUUCCCCACAUAAAUAUUCUUUUUCUUCUUCUUUUUUUUUUUUACUUAAUUCCAUCUUUAAAAUGAUAUAAAUCAUCGUCUUUAAGGGCAUGUAGGUUAUGCCAUCUUGCAGCAUUUACAAGCUGGUCUUGGCAGCCUAUUUACCUCGGUUUAAUUUCCUUCUGUACUUGUUGGUUAGAUAAAUGUGUUUGAAGUUGGUUGAAAAUUCAAAAGGGACUCUUUGUCCAAGUUUCUUUUUUUCACAAAGCGUACACUUCACAUAAACAACAUCUCUAUGUUACAUGCUGCGCUCUGUCCAUCAUGUGAAAAACAUUUAAGUCCACAGAUUUCAAAAAUUUGCUUUUUUUAAAAAAUGCAUUCAUGCACAAUACAAACACAAGGGUAUUUUUGUUUUAGCAUCCUAUAAUCUCUAAAUUACUGAAUAAAACUUAGGCAAAGUUCGAGUGAUUGCUUCUGUUUCAUAGAAGUUAAUCAGGAUGUUUUUUAAGCUAAAUCAAGUGAUGUAUUAUCAUCCCCUGAUCGUUUACCUGUUAUCCAGAGGUGUUUUCAUAACCGUUAGGGGGUUUUAACUUAUGAAAAAAAAUAGCAGUAAGAAAAAAAUUCACUGAAUCUUUUUCUCACUGAAUUUAAUUCACAAUACAACACCACACAGCUGUGGGAGAAAUACUAUGAAAUAAGACAGAAGAUCCAAGUGUUGAGGUAAAUUUGACUUUUCCAUCACAACUUUACCUUCAGAAUCAUGUCUGAAAGGGGCUUCAUUUCUCACUCAGUUCGAAGAAAUCUGCCUUUUGUUUUGGUUAAGCUAGUCUUUGGUUUCUUUGAAAAUCAUUCCUCGUGUGACACUAACUCAUUUACAACAAUGUCACAUCACAACCAAAGUUAUUUCGGUGGAAGCCAUCGGUCGUAGAGAUGCGUCUUCAGGCCUGUGCCUGCAUGGCGCAAAGAGACGCCGGCUGUUGUUUGUAGCGCCCCGCUGUAGCUCACUUGGUAGCAAGCAGCGUGUGUGUCAGCUCUCCACGCCACUGCUGUCACUUCCUAGGAGACCAGAGUUUGACUGGAUCUAUAGGAGAGGCUGUAGCAGGACCUAGGGACCUGGCUGUAGAGACUCAGCAGGUGUGCUGCUGGAUCCGCACAGAAUGUAGACGACCAGCCCACAACCACAAGACCAAUGGAUUUCUACUUCCUUGAAAAUGGCUUGAGUCACUUUUUCAACUUUAUUUGUGUUGUUCAGUAUAAAACCUUUUCCAUCCGAUGAUGAAAGGAUGGACAGGGUUUAUUUAUCACAAGCUAGCUGUGUGUUUGUGACAUUCAGGUUGAUUUUGUUCAAACGAUGCUGACGAUGAAGGGAGACGGAAACUCAAACUUGUUACUUCAAUGCUGCUUUUAUUAUGAUGAUGAUGAUGAUGAUUAUUAUUUGCGAUGGUUAUGGUCUUAUCUUCUGUUUUUAUUGGUUGGAAUGAGGAGAAUGGGACCAUUUCAAGAGUUUAGUGGAAUCAAUUAGAAGUAUGAAAUGUGAAUAAAAGCCAAGUGACAUUGAAA
Poeciliopsis prolifica (blackstripe livebearer) is the source of this 4092-nucleotide messenger RNA. Its product is annotated as SPRY domain-containing SOCS box protein 4-like. Gene Ontology annotation, biological process: proteasome-mediated ubiquitin-dependent protein catabolic process. Gene Ontology annotation, cellular component: SCF ubiquitin ligase complex. The transcript is spliced from 3 exons. NCBI's taxonomy places the organism in Eukaryota, Metazoa, Chordata, Actinopteri, Cyprinodontiformes, Poeciliidae. Gene Ontology annotation, molecular function: protein binding. Bases 671 to 1531 code for a protein of 286 amino acids. The record is from RefSeq and is a predicted model, not a curated record.